Molecule: messenger RNA, 546 nt
Organism: Saccharomycopsis crataegensis
Lineage: Eukaryota; Fungi; Ascomycota; Saccharomycetes; Ascoideales; Saccharomycopsidaceae
Exons: 2
Coding region: 1-546 (181 amino acids)
Source: RefSeq, a predicted model, not a curated record
AUGUCUUCGAUUAAUAACAGUUACGCAAUACGAUCAAAUUACAAUAAUCAACAUGGUAAUAUUAUAGCCAAAGGUGAAUACUGGAAAUGGUUAGCAUAUGUGUCAAGUAGAAAUUAUGUCAAAAAAUGUGGAAAUGUUGAAAAAGAUGGAUUUUUGAAGGCAUAUUACAAUAUUUUGGACAGUGCUCCUAGUUCAAGUUUAUCAAAAAUAAUUGAUAGAUACAUUACCAUUCAAAAAGAAGAGCAUAGAAAAAACUAUGAUGAGAAUACUCAAAAUGAAUUGAGAUUGAAAAUGCUAAUUUCAAAACCACAUUGUUCAACAUCUGUUCUUAAUUAUGUUACUUAUCUUAAAGAAUUUGAUCGGGAGAUUCCAUUUGAAAAAUUACUCAAACAAAUUUAUAAUAUUAAAGAAAAUGGAGGUUAUAAAUUUCAUUUGAAGAAAUUAAAUAUCAAAAGUAUUAAAGAAUUAAUUCGGCAAGUUAAAAAUUUAAAAAAGAAACUUGUUAUGAAUCAAAAAUCAUUCAAAGAGAAGAUUAAAAUCGGUUAA